This is a messenger RNA of Homo sapiens (human), 1186 nucleotides long. RefSeq names its product aldo-keto reductase family 1 member C3 (gene AKR1C3). The transcript has 9 exons. NCBI's taxonomy places the organism in Eukaryota, Metazoa, Chordata, Mammalia, Primates, Hominidae. Gene Ontology annotation, cellular component: cytoplasm. Gene Ontology annotation, biological process: hormone metabolic process; monocarboxylic acid metabolic process; retinol metabolic process. Gene Ontology annotation, molecular function: 17-beta-hydroxysteroid dehydrogenase (NADP+) activity; prostaglandin F synthase activity; testosterone dehydrogenase (NAD+) activity. The coding region runs from base 32 to 1003 and encodes 323 amino acids. The record is from RefSeq and is marked reviewed.
GAAACAUUUGCUAGCCAGCUGAGUGACAGUGAUGGAUUCAAAACAUCAGUGUUUGAAGCUAAAUGAUGGUCACUUCAUGCCUGUCCUGGGAUUUGGCACCUAUGCACCUCCAGAGGUUCCGAGAAGUAAAGCUUUGGAGGUCACAAAAUUAGCAAUAGAAGCUGGGUUCCGCCAUAUAGAUUCUGCUCAUUUAUACAAUAAUGAGGAGCAGGUUGGACUGGCCAUCCGAAGCAAGAUUGCAGAUGGCAGUGUGAAGAGAGAAGACAUAUUCUACACUUCAAAGCUUUGGUCCACUUUUCAUCGACCAGAGUUGGUCCGACCAGCCUUGGAAAACUCACUGAAGAAAGCUCAAUUGGACUAUGUUGACCUCUAUCUUAUUCAUUCUCCAAUGUCUCUAAAGCCAGGUGAGGAACUUUCACCAACAGAUGAAAAUGGAAAAGUAAUAUUUGACAUAGUGGAUCUCUGUACCACCUGGGAGGCCAUGGAGAAGUGUAAGGAUGCAGGAUUGGCCAAGUCCAUUGGGGUGUCAAACUUCAACCGCAGGCAGCUGGAGAUGAUCCUCAACAAGCCAGGACUCAAGUACAAGCCUGUCUGCAACCAGGUAGAAUGUCAUCCGUAUUUCAACCGGAGUAAAUUGCUAGAUUUCUGCAAGUCGAAAGAUAUUGUUCUGGUUGCCUAUAGUGCUCUGGGAUCUCAACGAGACAAACGAUGGGUGGACCCGAACUCCCCGGUGCUCUUGGAGGACCCAGUCCUUUGUGCCUUGGCAAAAAAGCACAAGCGAACCCCAGCCCUGAUUGCCCUGCGCUACCAGCUGCAGCGUGGGGUUGUGGUCCUGGCCAAGAGCUACAAUGAGCAGCGCAUCAGACAGAACGUGCAGGUUUUUGAGUUCCAGUUGACUGCAGAGGACAUGAAAGCCAUAGAUGGCCUAGACAGAAAUCUCCACUAUUUUAACAGUGAUAGUUUUGCUAGCCACCCUAAUUAUCCAUAUUCAGAUGAAUAUUAACAUGGAGGGCUUUGCCUGAUGUCUACCAGAAGCCCUGUGUGUGGAUGGUGACGCAGAGGACGUCUCUAUGCCGGUGACUGGACAUAUCACCUCUACUUAAAUCCGUCCUGUUUAGCGACUUCAGUCAACUACAGCUGAGUCCAUAGGCCAGAAAGACAAUAAAUUUUUAUCAUUUUGAAAUAA